Messenger RNA from Onychostoma macrolepis, 2655 nucleotides. It is a transcript of the gene hp1bp3, whose product is annotated as heterochromatin protein 1, binding protein 3. NCBI's taxonomy places the organism in Eukaryota, Metazoa, Chordata, Actinopteri, Cypriniformes, Cyprinidae. Gene Ontology annotation, biological process: heterochromatin organization; nucleosome assembly. Bases 142 to 1815 code for a protein of 557 amino acids. The record is from RefSeq and is a predicted model, not a curated record. Gene Ontology annotation, cellular component: nucleus; nucleosome; chromosome. Gene Ontology annotation, molecular function: nucleosome binding; DNA binding. The transcript has 12 exons.
GUCAUGACACGCGCGCGCGUGCGCGCACACGUACGUCGCUAUGCGUACGCAUGAGGGGGGGAGGGGCACGUAAACAGAGAAUUCCAAAAAGGAAGGGAGUGUUUCUUUCAACUGAUAAUCCAGUAAAUCAAGGUGAGAAUCAUGCCCAUUCGCCGAUCAGCUGCAGCCCCGCCCAAAGAGGAUGCACCCCCUGCAAAAGCCCCUGAGGGAGAUGCUCCUGCCGAAGGGUCUGCAUCUGUAGGUGAGAAGGAGAAGGAAAAAGAGAAAGAUUCAGCACCCGCUAAACCUGAAACCACAGAGGAAAAGAAAGAAGUUGAAGAGGAGGAGGUGACCGCUGAUGGUGAGGAGCAGUCCAAAGAUGAAGGAGAAACGCCUAAUGAGGGUGAGAAAUCUGAAGAAGCAGCAGCUGAACAAGGGAAGAGCAAGAAGAAAAAAGUCAAGGAAGUUGUAGCCAAAAUUGACAAGGAAGAUGACAAAGGGAAAAAGGUGAAAAAGAAGAUUCCUGCUUGGGCGACCAUUUCCGCCAACAAAAUGGCUUCAACCUCUCUUUCCCAGCCUAAAGUUGAAGAAAUCAUCAUAGAAGCAAUUGAGAGUUGCAAAGAGCGGAGUGGUGCCUCAACGAUCACCAUUGUGAAAUAUGUCAUGAAGAAAUAUCCAUCUGUGGAAAUGGACAAAAAGACCAAAAACCUCUACAAGAGGGCUCUGAAGCGAAUGGUUGAGAAGGGCACUGUCAAACAGCUGAAAGGCAAAGGCUUCUCUGGUAGUUUUGCCAUUGGGAAGAAGCCAGCUGGGUCUGCCGGGACAAAAGAGACGCUGGGAGAGUCUCUGCCUCUGAUCAUCACCCGCCUCUGUGAACCCAAGGAGGCUUCCUACAUCCUGAUCAAGAAGUACCUGGAGCAACACUUCCCACAACUCAACGUGGAUAGCAGGCCUGAUGUGUUGAAGAACUGCCUGCAAAAAUCUGUGGAAAAGGGCUACUUGGAGCAGAUCACUGGCAAGGGAGCUUCUGGAACAUUCCAGUUGAAGAAAGCUGGGAAUAAAGUGCUUAUGGGUGGCGGACUGCUGGAAGAUGCCAUAGUGGCCGCCAUCACAGCCAUGAAUGAGCCCAAGACCUGCAGCAUCACCAUACUGCGCAAAUUCCUGGUGGAGAGACAGAAGGAGCAGAACAACUAUUUUGUCGUGUCAAACCUGAAGCGAACCUUGCAGAAGUGUAAAAUGAUGGGAUGGAUGGAGCAGAUUUCUGGUCAUGGACUCAGUGGGUCAUACCAACUAAGCUAUCCGUAUUACCCGAGCCCAGCAGUUCUGUUUCCAGAAAUGAUGAAGAAACUUAAACAGAAGGAGGAACAGAAGGGUAAACGCAAGAGAGGUGACGAUUCUGAUGAAGAAUCCGAAGAAGAGUCAGAGCAGGAAUCUGAAGAGGAGGAAUCCGAAGAGGAUGAGCCUCCUCGAAGAAAGAGGACUCAGCGUGCAAACCGGACAUCUGCGUCUAAGGCUCGUCCAAAUAAAAGGGCUAAAACAGUCAGCAGAAAACCUCCUGCUUCAAAGAGAUCAGUUGCGUCGGCCAAGAAAGCCCCUCCACCAGCCAAGAAACCAGUAUCUGCGAGCAAAACCGCAUCUAGAAAGGCACCAGAGCCUGUUAAAGCCACACCAGUCAAGAAAGCUGCCCCGACCAGUAAACCUAAAACACCAGUAGCCAAAAAGAUGACAAGCAGGGGGUCCAAACGGCCGUCGCCCAAGGCAGCUAAGAAGGAGGCAACUGAAUCAGCUGUGAAGGCUAAACCUGCCGCCCGCAAGUCACUCCGAGCCCGGAAAUGAAUCCCGUGCUUGCCGAUGGCUGAAAAGAUCAACUGUAGCUCGGUAGACUGCAGUACUGGCUAUUUUCUCCUCUUAUUUUUGUAGGAACUUCCAUGUUCUCCUCGUCUUGGGGCCUCUGAUGAAUAUAGGACCUCUUCAGAGUUAUUCUGCCAUUCAAAUACAGGCAUUUAUGUUCAAUAUUCUUAAAUUACAGAUAAAGAUAUAGCGUAGAAAUGCUACUGUUUGUGUUAAGAUGCUCAUUCAGGUCGCUGUUAUGAGAACAUCUAGAAGGAGCUGUUCUCAGUUGUGUAUCAAGAAAAAAAUCAAUUAUUUAAAGUUCCUGUAGUCAGUCUUUCUGUAGAGGCAAGCAUUUCAGUUAUUCAGUCGCCCCUUUCUCAUCAGUGUUCAAGAAAACUCUCUUUGUAAGUUUUAGUUCUAUUUUUUGGGUCAUGUUUUGUGAAGUUAGGUCUUUAGCUACUAUUGUAAUCAAGAACAUUUUGUCGAUGUUGGUUCUUUCGUGUAAAUCGAAGCAAAGAACGAUUAUUGAUGCCUAACUUUCAGUUGAACAGUCUAAAUGAAUGCAAAAUUGGAUUUAUUAAGAUGCAUUAAAGAAACAUUGGCAUCCAUAUACACAACUGUCUUUUUGUUCUGUAUAGUCUACGAAGAAGAAUAUAAGUUGAAAAGAUUUUCCAAGCAGAUGUUUAAGACAUUUGACGCACUACUAACCCGGUCAUACUCUUGUGUGUUAGUUUAUCAGGGGGGUUAGAUGUAAUUUUAUGAGCAUUGCUCACCUUACCCUGCAUGCAUGUAACUGAUAUACUUUUCUGUAGUCCUUAAUAAAGUGACUAUAUUUGUACUUCA